Vigna umbellata (rice bean) is the source of this 2053-nucleotide messenger RNA. RefSeq names its product Rhomboid-related intramembrane serine protease family protein. Gene Ontology annotation, cellular component: membrane. The record is from RefSeq and is a predicted model, not a curated record. NCBI's taxonomy places the organism in Eukaryota, Viridiplantae, Streptophyta, Magnoliopsida, Fabales, Fabaceae. Gene Ontology annotation, molecular function: serine-type endopeptidase activity.
GAUCCUUGUCUGUGCAAUUUUACAAACACCAUGAAGCCAUUACCAUAUGUCAUUAAUGGAAUUGAUACCAAUUAAAAACUUUCACUUCGUUUCUCUUCCAAUUCUCAAGAAGCUAAGAUAUGACUGAUAACUAAACAAAUUUUCUGCAUUGUUGUACCUUAACAGGUUUUCAUGGCAGCAUUUCCUAUGUUUUACAAAAUGCCCUGCAAGGACAAAAAUUUACCAGCUCAAAAUGCAAUCAGGCAGAGUGAGAAAAGGAUCAUAUAUGACUGUAAUAAUAUGAAGAGGUCCAUCUUUUCAAUUCCUGGUCAAAUGUGCAGGAGUUGCCAACCAUGGAACAAAGUCAACAGUGCCCUCACAAAAUCAAACACAGCAGAGAGGAAUGUACCUAGGUGCACACUUCAUGACAAAGGUUCUAUGCAUAAGAAUGUGACAAGACUUUGGGUUUCAGACAAUCACCUCAGCCUCCUUCCGGGAUGUUAUUCCAAGAAAGAAAAUCUUUCUAGAGUUUGGUGUUCGGCAGGUUCUAGCUCAACUGAGAAGCAACUAAGGUCAUUAGAUUCUUAUUUUGGAAAACUCCAAGAUAUUGCAAAAUUGCGUACAUUUGAUUCAUCACACAAGGUGAUACAGGAGCAUCGAACAGAGUGCCAAACUAGAUCAGAAACUGCAAUAGAGUCUCUUGAUGAGUAUCUUGGAAAAAUAAAUCAUGGAGCCAACCAAGAAUCUCGCAUGCCAUAUUAUGUUGAGAAUAGUAGUGAAGAAAAUUUAGCACCAAAACAAUCUGUGAGCAGAGACAUUGAAAGAUCACACUUCAGGAAACAAAAUGCUUUUGUGGGAAUAAGAAGAAUAAAAGAAGUACAUGGUCCAAGGUCUGCUACAGAUUCAUUACAGCAUUUUGAAAUCUCUAGUCUCUACCUAAUUGGCAUAUUGGUUUCUGUAAACAUUGCAGUGUUUCUAUUUGAAAUAGCAAGUCCUGUAAGGACUUCUGAUGUAGAGAUGUUUUCGAUUCCACUACUUUAUGGAGCAAAGAUAAACCAUUUGAUCAUGGUUGGAGAAUGGUGGAGGCUUAUAACACCAAUGUUUCUGCAUGCAGGAAUAUUUCACAUGGCUCUCAGUUGUUGGGCCCUUGUAACAUUUGGGCCUCAAGUUUGCAAAGGUUAUGGUUCAUUCACGUUUUUCUUGAUAUAUAUAUUGGGUGGAAUUGCUUGCAACUUCACAAGUUUUCUACAUACAUCAGAUCCCACUGUUGGUGGAACUGGUCCUGUGUUUGCAAUAAUUGGUGCUUGGCUUAUGUAUCAAAUUCAAAACAAAGAUGUAAUUGCAAGUGAUACUUCAGAGAACCUGUUCCAGAAGGCAAUCAUUAUUACAGCUCUUAUGUUCAUAUUAAGCCACUUUGGUCCAAUUGACGAAUGGUCACACUUUGGAGCAGCCUUCUCAGGUAUGGCAUAUGGCUUUUUAACUAUUCCAACAUUUCAGUUGAAUGAUACAUCAUCUGGAACCAGUCAAGAAGAAGGACUUAAACUUGUUAGAAAACAAGGUGAUUUUUGCAAAUCACUAUUCAUAUUCACCAUAUUCAUCGUUGCUCUAAGCUCAUUCCUGUUGUUCAUGGAGCCCCCACCAAAUGCACUGGCAUCUAUCAAUGCAGCAGGCAUUGAUGCCCUGGAAUAUGUGUUGAUAUUUGGCUGAUGCAACAUGUCAUCUACUCAUAAGGUUUUCGAACCAGAUUCACCUUUUGGGAAGGUACUGCCAAUAGCCCUACAAAAACAUACACAUUGUAAAAAAGGAAGUAAAAAAGUGGGAAGUACAAGAGAGGCACUUAUCACUUAGAUAGUUGUAUAAGAAUAUUAUAGGGUUACAAAGUAAAGUUGUAUAUGCUAAGUCCACGGCUUAAUAUCUGAUAGAUGCUUAAAAUACAAAGUUCGUUUACCUCCAAUGUGAGAAAAACUGCACUCUCCUUACUUAGAGAGGUUAAGAUAUGCUAUAGUUUGGUCCCUUUUAUUGUAAAUGAGCUUUUAUGAUUUCCCGAGAGUUAUACAGAGCUUAUUUUAGUUUA